GCCCGCCCUCCGCUCGGCCGGCGCGGCAGGCGGGUCCCGCAGACCGGAGGGUUUGGGUGGCCUUUUCAGAUGGCGGCGGCGGCGGCGGGGCGGUGAGGGUCUUUCUGCUGUGGUUGGGCUGCGGGCGGCUCCGGCAAGCCACCGCGCCGCAGGUGGAAGAAGAAAGGUGCCACUUUGGCAUGAAGACAGACUCACUUAGUCGUCAGUCUUUUAAGCUGAGUGCAUUGUGAUUUCCAAUAAUUGAGGCAGUGGUUCUAAAAGCUGUCUACAUUAAUGAAAAGAGCAAUGUGGCCAGCUUGACUAAGCAGCCAGUGUGCACAGCGCGGGCAGGACGGCACUGGGUCUCGACGGACUUGUGCAUGUUAGCUGUAUAGAUUUGUGUAAGGUGUUUUAAAACUUUGGUCUUUUAAAAUAGUCUUAACUGCUUUUAAUAUGGAGACAUAUGAGAGUCCCUCUCCUCUCCCGCGUGAGCCCGCAGGAGAAGCUAUGAUGGAGAACCGAGCUUGCCCUUUCCAAGUGCUGCCCUGUGAACAGUCUCCACCACCUCCCCUGCAAACGUCCAGUGAUGCAGAGGUAAUGGACGUUGGCUCUGGUGGUGAUGGACAGUCCGAACCCCCUGCUGAGGACCCAUUCAACUUCUGCGGAGCUUCUCUUCUCUCCAAAGGAUCCUUCUCUAAGGGCCGCCUCCUCAUAGACCCGAACUGUAGUGGCCACAGCCCACGCACCGCCCGGCACGCACCUGCGGUCCGGAAGUUCUCCCCUGACCUUAAGUUGCUUAAGGAUGUAAAGAUUAGUGUGAGCUUUACCGAGAGCUGCAGGAGUAAGGACAGGAAGGUGCUGUACACAGGAGUGGAGCGCGACACUCGGACCGAAUGUGGUCUGCUCCUUAGUCCUGUCAGUGGAGACAUGCAUGCUUGUCCCUUUGGCGGGAGUGUUGGUAAUGGGGUAGGCGUAGGGGGUGAGAGUGCGGAUAAGAAGGAUGAGGAGAAUGAGCUGGAUCAGGAAAAGAGAGUGGAGUAUGCAGUGCUCGAUGAGUUAGAAGAUUUUACUGACAAUUUGGAGCUAGAUGAAGAAGGAGCAGGCGGGUUCACGGCUAAAGCAAUCGUUCAAAGAGACAGAGUGGAUGAAGAAGCCUUGAAUUUCUCCUACGAGGAUGACUUUGACAAUGAUGUGGAUGCUUUGCUGGAAGAAGGCCUUUGUGCUCCUAAGAAGAGGCGAAUGGAGGAAAAAUAUGGAGGAGACAGUGAUCAUCCAUCUGAUGGAGAAACAAGUGUGCAGCCCAUGAUGACCAAGAUUAAAACAGUGCUGAAAAGUCGUGGCCGCCCACCUACAGAGCCGCUGCCCGACGGCUGGAUUAUGACUUUUCAUAACUCUGGAGUUCCCGUGUAUCUGCAUAGAGAGUCUCGGGUGGUCACCUGGUCCAGGCCCUAUUUCUUGGGAACAGGAAGCAUACGGAAACAUGACCCUCCUCUGAGUAGCAUUCCCUGUCUGCAUUAUAAGAAAAUGAAGGACAAUGAGGAACGGGAGCAGAGCAGUGAACUCACCCCCAGUGGGGAGGUGUCCCCUAUCAAGCCCCUGAGCCGAUCUACAGAACUGGAGUUCUCCCUGGAAGAGCCUGACCCCAUGGGCGCAGACUCCGGGCCACCAGAUGAGAAGGACCCGCUAGGGGCUGAGGCAGCCCCUGGGGCCCUGGGGCAGGUGAAGGCCAAAGUUGAGGUGUGCAAAGAUGAGUCAGUUGAUCUGGAAGAAUUUCGAAACUACCUGGAGAAGCGUUUUGACUUUGAGCAAGUUACUGUGAAAAAAUUUAGGACCUGGGCUGAGCGACGGCAGUUCAACCGUGAGAUGAAGCGGAAGCAGGCUGAGUCUGAGAGGCCAAUCCUACCAGCCAAUCAGAAACUCAUCACUUUAUCCGUGCAGGAUGCACCUACAAAGAAAGAGUUUGUUAUUAACCCCAACGGGAAAUCCGAGGUCUGCAUCCUUCACGAGUACAUGCAGCGUGUCCUCAAAGUUCGCCCUGUUUAUAAUUUCUUUGAAUGUGAGAACCCAAGUGAACCUUUUGGUGCCUCGGUGACCAUUGAUGGUGUGACUUAUGGAUCUGGAACUGCAAGCAGCAAAAAACUUGCGAAGAAUAAAGCUGCCCGAGCCACACUGGAAAUUCUUAUUCCUGAUUUUGUUAAACAGACCUCUGAGGAGAAGCCAAAAGACAGUGAAGAACUGGAGUAUUUUAACCACAUCAGUAUCGAGGACUCGCGGGUCUACGAGUUGACCAGCAAAGCUGGGCUGUUGUCUCCAUAUCAGAUUCUCCACGAGUGCCUUAAAAGAAACCAUGGAAUGGGUGACACAUCCAUCAAGUUUGAAGUGGUUCCUGGGAAAAACCAGAAGAGUGAAUAUGUCAUGGCAUGUGGCAAGCACACAGUGCGCGGAUGGUGUAAGAAUAAGAGAGUUGGGAAACAGUUAGCUUCUCAGAAAAUCCUUCAGCUGCUGCACCCACAUGUCAAGAACUGGGGGUCUUUACUUCGCAUGUAUGGCCGUGAAAGCAGCAAAAUGGUCAAACAGGAGACGUCUGACAAGAGCGUGAUUGAGCUGCAACAGUAUGCCAAGAAGAACAAGCCCAACCUGCACAUACUGAGCAAGCUCCAGGAGGAAAUGAAGAGACUUGCUGAGGAGAGGGAGGAGACUAGGAAAAAGCCUAAGAUGUCUAUUGUGGCAUCUGCCCAGCCUGGUGGUGAACCCCUUUGCACUGUGGACGUGUGAGGGAGGCAGCCUGGGCUGGGGCAAGGGGCCAUCAGCAGCACUGCCUGGGAGAAUACCAGCCACCCACCGCUCACUCUGCAGCCUCAGGCCACCAACCUAAGUUAACUUCCCUGCAGCCAGUGUCUGGAACCAAACCAGAGGGUAGAGGCUCUGGUACAUGGGGACAGCCAUGGCCUUACAGCACAACAGUCAAGCAGCAGUUCUCUUCUGGAAGCUGCUCCCAGGCCUGAAUGGAUGUGUUUAAGGAUCAAUUUCAAAUGAUUACCCAAGUGGAAGCUAAUAAUUUGGACUGCUGCAGACUGCUCAUAUGCACCUGCUAUUAUAGGCUUUUAAUGAAGGUUUUCAUGAAUUUUAGUAUAUAACACACACUGACAAGAAAUGAUACUCAGAUGACAGUUGAGUAAGGACAGCUGAGUCCUGUGGCUGUGGCUGGCUCCUGAUGCCAGGUGGCCCCUGUGCCCUGAGCCACUGCAGGGACCUGGUUAGAAGGUGCACAUGGCACCCUGUCCCUUACCACCUGCCUUCUGUGUUUUCCCUUUUUCUCUGAAAAAGUUAUAAGAGUUAGGAAUAUUUCAGACCAUUUUGGUUUAAAAUAAACGAUUUUAGCAUUGAACUAUUUUUCAGAGAUUGCGGGCAAAUCACCAAGGUAGCUAUUCUCUAUUUGUGACUGAAGUUGCCAGUGAGGACACCAAACCCAGUCUGCAUCAACUUGGCCUGCUACUGGGCUUGGUCUACUCUUUGAUCUUGUCUUAAUGUCCUAACACUUGCCUCCCUGGACACUGAGGCCCCUGCCUUUGUUGGCAUCUGGCAACAGGUUUUUUUACAAAGAUUUUUGCACAGUUGAAUCCAUCUGUCCACCCAUCAAUUUUUAAAGCUUUUAUGAUAUUUUAGCAUUUGCAAAGAAACUUUUACAGUGAAAGUAGAAAGUAGAUUUGAAAUCAUGCAUUUAAGCAAGCGGACUUCUUUGAAGAAACAAAGGCCUUUAGUGCAGUAAGCCAAGGGCUAGCUGAAUACACGGUGGCUGACUCAACUUUUAGUGACAGUGGCCUCCUCAGGUUUCAAGGGCAGUUCCCCUGUAUAGCCAGGUCCAGUGUCCAGCUGGCUUUUCAACUUGUCACCUGUGCUCACGGGGUAGCCUCUGAGGGUAGAUUUUUCUGUCGGAAUUAGCAUGUGUGUGUUCAGGACCCUGGUGGUGGUAGCCAGCAAUUGAACUGUCCUUAGCACCUGUUCAGGGGUCAUGUGCUCACUGGACACCAGAGCCCAGCACUGGGCUGUAUCCUCAUAUUCCAUGACAUGUCUCCUAUCAUAUCCCUGCAGUCAAGAAGGCAUUUGUCCUGGAGACAGAAUGUCAUCUGAGUUGCCUACACUGUAUCCCUCGCUCACACCUGUGUGACUGAGGUUGACUUUUGUGUUGACCUUGAGGGGGGAAAAAACAAAAAACAAAAUCAAGUUGCUGUAAUUAGACACUUGCUUCUGUCUUGCCUCCCUGUCUGCAGCUGUGAAUAGUCAUUUGACCAUGACUGUUGCCCUUGAAACGGCCAGAUUGACCAUUGUGAACCAAAGCUUUGUGCACACAUUAGCCUAGAAGACAGUGAGCUUCACUGGGCUGGUCUGUCCCAGAUGCCACCACAGCAGGUGCUGCCACACAGUUGUGGUCUCUAGUGUCCUCCCUCUGCUACACAUGGGCACAAGCCCUGUAUGCACACAGCUGUACUGUGGGGCCUGUGCCAAUGCUGCUUCUGUGCACUAGGCCACAGCUGUUUGAGUGAGCCUCAAUGGUCUGAACACAUAAAGCAAACUCUAAAAGGGAA
This is a messenger RNA of Ictidomys tridecemlineatus (thirteen-lined ground squirrel), 4565 nucleotides long. It is a transcript of the gene Dgcr8, whose product is annotated as DGCR8 microprocessor complex subunit. Lineage: Eukaryota; Metazoa; Chordata; Mammalia; Rodentia; Sciuridae. Gene Ontology annotation, cellular component: microprocessor complex. The record is from RefSeq and is a predicted model, not a curated record. Gene Ontology annotation, biological process: primary miRNA processing. Gene Ontology annotation, molecular function: identical protein binding; double-stranded RNA binding; heme binding.